AUGCCGACGAGGUUGCACAAGAACCGCAAGAAGCGCGGCCACGUGUCCGCGGGUCACGGCCGCAUCGGUAAGCACCGCAAGCACCCGGCGGGUCGCGGUAUGGCUGGUGGUCAGCACCAUCAUAGAAUCAUGAUGGACAAGUAUCACCCGGGUUACUUCGGUAAGGUUGGUAUGCGUCACUUCCACAAGCUUAAGAACCAAACCGUCUGCCCGACGAUCAACAUCGACAAGCUGUGGACGCUCGUCGGUACGGAGAAGCGUGAGGAAUGCGCGAAGAACACGUCCCAGGCGCCGGUGAUCGACCUCACGGACCACGGCAUCUUCAAGCUCCUCGGUAAGGGCCAGCUCCCGAACCAACCGGUUGUUGUGAAGUGCCGAUACAUUAGCAAACUCGCCGAGAAGAAGAUCAAGGAGGUUGGCGGUGCGUGCAUCCUCACCGCGUAA
Ostreococcus tauri is the source of this 444-nucleotide messenger RNA. Its product is annotated as Ribosomal protein L15, conserved site. The coding region runs from base 1 to 444 and encodes 147 amino acids. The transcript has 2 exons. Gene Ontology annotation, molecular function: structural constituent of ribosome. Gene Ontology annotation, biological process: translation. Lineage: Eukaryota; Viridiplantae; Chlorophyta; Mamiellophyceae; Mamiellales; Bathycoccaceae. Gene Ontology annotation, cellular component: ribosome; cytosolic large ribosomal subunit. The record is from RefSeq and is a predicted model, not a curated record.